AUGGCUGAAGGUACUUCAGUGAGGGAGCAUUGUCUUAGGAUGAUCUCUAAUCUAAAUACAUUGGAAGUUUUAGGUGCCGAUAUUGAUGGAGAAUCCCAAGUGGAUAUGAUACUCCAGUCACUACCAGAAUCAUUCAAGGAAAUCAGUUUUAACUAUAAUAUGAACAAAAAGGUUUAUACAUUGUCUGAAUUUAUGAAUGAGUUGGUAGCAGUGGAAGGCAUCCUUGGUACUUCUAGUGCUGAUGCCAAUAUGGCUGAAGCUUCUACUUCUCAAUCUAAGUUGAAAGGCAAGGGUAGAAAGAAGAAGAAGAAGAAGAAGGACUUUGCCAAGCAAGAUGGAAAACAAGUUGCAUUAGGAGUUACCAACAAAGGAAAGUGUUUUCCAUUGUGGUAA
This is a messenger RNA of Quercus lobata, 393 nucleotides long. RefSeq lists its product as uncharacterized. Bases 1 to 393 code for a protein of 130 amino acids. Lineage: Eukaryota; Viridiplantae; Streptophyta; Magnoliopsida; Fagales; Fagaceae. The record is from RefSeq and is a predicted model, not a curated record. The transcript has a single exon.